AUCUUCCACACCAUACUGUGAGGGGAGAAAUUCCAUGGAAUCAUAGAGGGCAAUGAAAAAAACCCAAGUUGGACAGUAUUCCCAGGGGAGUUUACACAUGUUAUCUCUGGUAUCUUGAUGUUGAAAGAGAGGUGAUAGAGAGAGGUAUUGAGUGGGAGUAGAAAGCAUGAUCAGUCUUCAAAAGCAGUUGCUGAGGACAGAAUGCAGAGAAGCACAGAACUCAACAUCAGCCAUUGCAAGUACUGGAUUUAAUUGGUCAACCCUCAGAAUGACUUUGCUGAGCUGUAUCAUCAUUCAGAUACUCUGGGCUUUCUCUGCUAAGGGACAAGCACCGUGUAGCCUCACAAAACAGCAACUGGAGACCAAAAAUCUGCUUCUGUCCAAUGGCCAAAGACAUGCACAGCUGAUUCAGAGUGACCACACACUGGAAUUUAUGUGCAGUGAAGGAUAUACCCUCACCACCUCUUCAGUCAGGAAGUGUGUUAAUGGGCACAUGGAUUUACCUUUAUGUAUCUCUGAAAGAGGAAAAAACUGUAGCCGUCCACCUACUAUUGAGAAUGGAGACAUAACUACUUUCUUGGAAAAAGGAUACACAGCUGGCUCCUUUGUAGAAUUCAAAUGCCAAAAAUUUUAUGCAAUGGAAGGACAGAACAGAUCGUUUUGUGACAAUGGGAAUUGGACAAAAGCACCACUUUGUUUAGAGCCAUGUGCUAUCUCAGUGGAAGAAAUGGAAAACCAGAUGGUAGAGUUGAAUGGGAGAGCAAAUGAGACCAUAUUGCAAUGGAUGUACCUAAAACGUGGUGAUUUUCUUGAGCUUCGCUGCAAACCAGGAUAUGCACUUGCAACUAAUUUAUCUCAAUCUACUUUUAUGGUGCAGUGCCAUGGAAAUCCAAUUGUCUAUCCGGAAUGCAAAGAAAUUGUAUGUGAUCCUCCAGAAGUUGUUAAUGGUAGAUUCAGACCUCAAAGGAAUGUAUAUAGGGAUGGUGAUGUCCUUAUAAUUACGUGUAAUCGUGGAUUUCACACUAAUAAUGACCAAGAUACAGCUGAAUGCACAAAGAAUGGCUGGUUGCCUCCUCCAUGGUGUAGCAUGAGACUCUGUGACUACCCACAUAUAGAAAAUGGAGCAUUAACUGACUAUUAUGAACAUUACAAAGAACGAGCCUUUCCAGCACAGUUGGGCGUGUCAAUUUACUACAGAUGUCUUGAUGGUUACGUAUCUGAAAGAGAGGAGAGGUGGCCUCUGAUCAGAUGUACUAAAGCGGGCUGGUCUCCUGCGCCAAAAUGCCUUAAAAAGUGUUCUCCUGGUCAUUUGGAAAAUGGUAAAUUUAUAUUUAACUCUUGGACCACCUACAAAGAACGUGAUGAAAUUUCAUAUGUGUGUUUUCCCGAAAAUCUGCAGGCCAAAGUUACAUGCACAAAGAAUGGCUGGUCACCUACUCCAAGAUGUACCUCAACCAUUACACAGCAGCUGAAAGAAUUUCUCUCUCCAGUUUCUGGUCCUCCAGCUAUGGAUGCUCAGCAGACAGUGGAGCAGAUGGAAUAUUUAAUGCUUUCACUCAAUGCUUCAUUAUUGCCAGAUGAGGCUGCUGUUUCAGAAUUAUCUUCCCCUGUUCUAGACGAUUACAAAAAGUAUGAGGAAUUUAUGAAAAAGUUACUCAAGAUUAAUGAAAAUAAGAAGCCUGAAACAGAUAUUUUUAACCAGCACCUCAGGAUCAUUGAGGCCAUUAACCAGUUAUUUAAACUGGCUAUAUCUGAGAUGCCCGAUUCUCGACUGCUCAGCUCCUACGUGUUGGUACCAAGAACAUCGAGAUCGCCUGACCUUCACCUGGUACCAACGCUUUCACCUCAGAGCCCUCCAGGCACUCCACCAUUCCAGAAUGUAACAUGUGGCGCUCCACCUGAAGUUACCAAUGCUAUUAUUAUCAAUAAUGAGGAGGGAAGGUAUCUGCCUGGUGCUAGAGUGCAAUAUAAAUGUCAGGAAGGAUUUGAAAGUAUGGGAUUGAAUGAUGUAACUUGUGAAGAUGGAGAAUGGUCACAACCACCAACUUGCCAAGAUGUAACAUGUGGCGCUCCACCUGAAGUUACCAAUGCUACUAUUGUCAAUAAUGAGGAGGGAAGGUAUCUGCCUGGUGCUAGAGUGCAAUAUAAAUGUCAGGAAGGAUUUGAAAGUAUGGGAUUGAAUGAUGUAACUUGUGAAGAUGGAGAAUGGUCACAACCACCAACUUGCCAAGAUGUAACAUGUGGCGCUCCACCUGAAGUUACCAAUGCUACUAUUGUCAAUAAUGAGGAGGGAAGGUAUCUGCCUGGUGCUAGAGUGCAAUAUAAAUGUCAGGAAGGAUUUGAAAGUAUGGGAUUGAAUGAUGUAACUUGUGAAGAUGGAGAAUGGUCACAACCACCAACUUGCCAAGAUAUGAGAUGUGCACCUCCACCUGAGAUUCAUGAUGGUAGGAUUCGAGGUGCUAAGCAGCAAAGGUAUUUGCCUGGUGAUAUAGUGCGUUAUCAAUGUUCGCAAGGUCUGAGCCUUUUUGGGUUUCCGACGGUAAAAUGUAAGGAAGGGAAGUGGUCCGUGUCACCAGUAUGCAAAGAGGCUGCUGGAAAGUGUGGGUACCCACCGGCUGUUGAUAAUGGAGACAUCAUGGUCUUUCCACAGGAAGAAUAUGAACCAGGUUCAAAAGUGGAAUACAAAUGUCAACAUUUUUAUAGAAUGAAUGGAUCUGCAUCUGUUAGCUGUGAGUCUGGCCAAUGGACAGACCCACCAGUUUGCUUAGAGCCAUGUACAACAUCCCCAGAAGUGAUGGAGAAAAACAACAUUAGGCUGAGAUGGAGGACGGAAAUGAAAUUGUAUUCAGAAGGUGGAGAUUUUAUUGAAUUUGACUGUAAAAAUGGAUAUGCGAGCAAUCCACCUUCUUCUGUAUUUAGAGUACAGUGUGUGGAGGGGAAAUUGGCAUAUCCUAAAUGUAAGAGAAUCGUGCCAGUAUGUGAACAGCCGCCUGAUGUUGAUUUUGGAGAAAUUAUUAGUGGCGAGAAAUCGCAAUAUGUGGAGAGCGACUCAGUGCAGUAUGGCUGCUAUCCUGGGUACACGCUGGCAGGAUCUGAAUGGAUAACGUGUUAUGGGAGAAACUGGAUGCCACCGCCAAAAUGUUUGGCCACAGGAAAGAAAUGUGGACGUCCACCUGAUGUUGCUAAUGGAGAUAUAACUACUUUUUCCCAAAAAGAGUAUGCCUCAGGCUUUUCUGUGGAAUACAAAUGCCAAAAGUUUUAUUCAGUGAAAGGGCAAAAUAAACCUUUCUGUAACAAUGGAAACUGGACAGAAACACCAAUUUGUGAGGAUGUGUUAGGAAAGUGUGGCCCCCCACCUUCUAGUCAAAAUGGAGACAUCAUUUCUGACCUAUUGCCAGUGUAUGCAGCAGGCUCUUCAGUGGAAUACAAAUGUCAAAGUUUUCAUGGAAUGACGGGAUCCAAAAUAAUUACAUGCCACUUAGGAAAAUGGACAGCCCCACCAGUAUGCUCAGAUAUGAGAUGUGCACCUCCACCAGAGAUUUAUGAUGGUAGGAUUCUAGGUGCUAAGCAGCAAAGAUAUUUGCCUGGUGACAGGAUGCAUUAUCAAUGUGGGCGAGGUCUGAGCUUUAUUGGAUCUCUGACUGUAACAUGUGAGGAAGGGAAGUGGUCCCAAAUGCCAGAAUGCAAAGCUCCUAAAGUCAAGUCCUUGCUGGAUCUCGUCACUGUUAGCAAGCUCCAUGUUGGAGAAAGAUUUAAUGAUCUCUUCGAGUUACUGGGAAACCUUCUAUCCAUGAGGGCCACCAACACAACCACAACCAGCUGCUUAAGUGCCCUGGCCCAUAAACUCCUAAUCCCAUCCCCUCCAAAUCAGUGCCAGUGGCGUUGUGACCUGGCGCACAGGAUCAAAGUGCUGAUCAGGUCAGGACCAGUCAAAAAACAAUCUGGCCACAGCCCAGAGUUAUGUAUAACAUCCCCAGAAGAUAUGGAGAAAAACAAUAUUGGGCUGAAAUGGAGCUUGGAAUUUAGACUGAAUUUAGAAAGUGGAGACUUUGUUGAAUUUGGCUGUAAAAAUGGAUAUGUGAGGGAUCCAACAUCUUCUGCAUUUAGAGUAAAGUGUGUGGAGGGGAAAUUGGCAUAUCCUAAGUGUAAGAGAAGAGAUGCAGAGGAAGAGAAAGAGUAUCUCUCCACCACAGGUGGAGCCAUUCUUUCUGGAGUUCUGGAAGGUCCUGCAGUAUCCUGCACUGGCAUUGAGCUGAUAGAUAUAACUGGAUCUGAGGCCAAAUGCUUCCUAGUAGAGGCCAGGAACAGUGGCUCUGGCUAG
Caretta caretta (loggerhead turtle) is the source of this 4321-nucleotide messenger RNA. NCBI's taxonomy places the organism in Eukaryota, Metazoa, Chordata, Testudines, Cheloniidae. The record is from RefSeq and is a predicted model, not a curated record.